Molecule: messenger RNA, 1014 nt
Organism: Acyrthosiphon pisum (pea aphid)
Lineage: Eukaryota; Metazoa; Arthropoda; Insecta; Hemiptera; Aphididae
Product: zinc finger MYM-type protein 1-like
Exons: 4
Coding region: 1-1014 (337 amino acids)
Source: RefSeq, a predicted model, not a curated record
AUGGUACAAGUGCAACCAUCUAUAAACAAAAAUGGAAAUCUGAAAAUACCCGUCAAAUUUGAAAAAUUGGUCCAGCCGUUAUCAAUUGAUGAAAAGGAUCAUAAUAGACCAAAACAAUUGAUCAGUGUUAAUCGAGGUGUUAAUGAAGUUUUAACAAAUGAUCUUGCUGUUGAAAAUGAUUAUUUUAAGUAUAAAUUAUUGAAGAAUCCUUGGGUUCCAAGUAUCCAUUAUAAUUUUAAGAAAGAUAUUGUUGUUGGAAAUCGUGCAUUUUUAUUUAAGUGGUUUUCAAUUUAUCCUUGGCUGGCUUAUUCAAAAAUAUUUAAGGGCACAUUUUGUCUAUACUGUGUUUUAUUUCAAACUCAUGUAUCUCAUGGAGGUUUUCAAGAACAGUUUAUAAAUAAGCCUUUCCAACGUUAUAAAAAGUUUUUAGAAAAAGCGAACAACCAUUCAAAAACUCAAUGGCAUAUUGAAUCUUCUAUACGCUUCAAUGAUUUUAUAAAUAUGACGAGUAAAAAUUCUAGUGUACAUCAGAUGAUAAAUACAAACUACAAAAAUAAAAUUGAUGCAAAUAGAAAGAAAUUAAUACCUAUAUUAUCAUCACUAUAUUUUUGUGCAUUACAUAAUUUACCCAUAAGGGAAAAGACGGAUGAUUCAGCUGUUUUUAAUAAGUUAUUACAAUUCAGAAUUGAUGCCGGGGAUAAUAUUUUAAAAGAUCAUUUGGAAAAUGCCCCUAAAAAUUUAACUUAUAUUUCUCACCGUACACAAAAUGAGAUGUUAGAAUCAAUGUCUGCAACAUUAAAAUCUGUUAUAUCACAAGAAAUUAAUGAAGCUUCUUGUUUUUCUAUUAUUGCCGAUGAAACAGCAGAUAUAAGUGGCAUUGAACAGUUAUCCAUUUGUAUACGAUUUUUAAAAGAUAACAAUUUGCAUGAAGAAUUUAUUGGGUUUUAUCCUUUAAAAGAAUUUGAUGCCGAGUUCAUUUCUAAAACAAUAUUAGAAGCAUGUAAUCAUAUGUAA